Molecule: messenger RNA, 900 nt
Organism: Rhizoctonia solani
Lineage: Eukaryota; Fungi; Basidiomycota; Agaricomycetes; Cantharellales; Ceratobasidiaceae
Exons: 14
Coding region: 1-900 (299 amino acids)
Source: RefSeq, a predicted model, not a curated record
AUGGUGUUACUUGCCUUCAAUUCUACACCUAUUGGAAUAGAUACACGGACGACAGCGCAUCCGUCGAGUCUAUGUCCUGGCUUUAUGGAUAUUGAUACCCUCAAGUUGGCUUGUGCUUCAUCGACGGGUUAUGAGCUGCUCAUCACCCAAUUCGAUGUUAUUGGGCCCGCGUUCCGAGGCACUUGGGGUGGUUUUCUUGUGUUUGGCCUGACUGCGUUCACUACAUUUAUGGUCCAAUUCUUCUUCGCGUACCGAGCUUGGUAUUUCUCUAAAAAGUCAGGAGCAUUUUGGGUCAAUCCUAUAAUGAUGCGAUUGAUGGCUGGACUUAUUGCUCUAUCAGCACUCACACAACUAGCAUUUGGAAUGGCAACGACUGUCCUUUCGUGGCAACAUUGGACAUUUGACAACUCAAGGCAGUACCGGUGGGUCGCUGUAGUCUGCACUGUUGCAAUCAUUAACCUAGCUUUGUUUUCUUCGCUGGACAAUCUAGCACAACUUGGUCUAAAUUUUAUUCUUGGCACAUUGUAUAUUUCUACCAUGCUAACGGCACUGAAUUCUCGCCCCUCUCAUUCGCCAAACUUCGCGAUAUGUACUCUUGGUGAUGGACAUGUUGUCUGUGAACCAACCGAGGGUACAGACACCAUAAGAUUCGCUGAACAAGGUAUCCCAGUUCCAAUGACCAAACUUGGCGAUCCUCCGACCCACAGAAGAGUGGCGAGUACAGAUGUUCGAGAAGCUCAGGUGCCGGAUACUCACUCGACAAAACACGCCAUCGAGUUAUCGGGAAAUAAUAUCGGACGCAACAAGGAUGCAAAAGAUUCUCAAGAAGAUGAUGAUCUGGAGUCUAUCGAUGCCAGGUCGGAAUUAGGGAAACUAGAAGAACUCCCCGGACGAAGCUAG